AGACGGCAAUGUCGUAUUCGAGCCAGCACCUGCUGAUGUUCCAACCAGUCCAAAACGAAAAAAGCUGAAACGGAGUGCUACCACGGCGGGAAUUUCAGAUUCGGUCAACGGUAUGGACGUGCUUGCCCCACCCGAGGAAUCGCCUUCUGUAGCCCCGAAAAAAAGGAAGAGGAAAGUCGGCGAUUCUACAUCCAAGGACCCGGUCGUAGUCGACACUACCCAGAAUUUGUCUGGGCAGCUAGACAAAAAGAGCUAUGUCGCUAAUUCUGGCGAUCUCCAUCGUAAUGCCAAACCUGCGAAAUCCGAGAAGAAGAGAGGGAAAAAAUCGAUUAAUGAUACAAAACCGGAUCGGAUGGAGGAUGCUGAAAGGGACAGUCCUUCUGCAGCAUCGGAGUCUACCUCCGUUGACCGACCCGGGAAACUCGGGGGUAUCCAAAUCCUCUGCAGGCACGCCAUCGCGCGUCGCAAAUGCCAUCAAAAAGAAAACUCUCCUUUCCAAUGAAGACGAAGCCGAAGAAACCGUGGCAGAUGCCUAUGACAAAUUUUUUCGUUCCGGUCAAGAAUCAGAUCACGAGGAAACCGAAGUGUCCAGCCAAACAGCCAUCUCAAAUAAGAAUGCUAAGAAGCGGCCUACAGAAACAAUUAAACCCGACGAAAAUUUAACCAAUAGCAAGCGUGUGGGACAAAGAAAGGCGAAACAAUCCGAUGCAGAAACAUCGAAGAGGGCCUCAACUGCUGAGGAGUUAGAGGCCGCUCAAGCCACGAUCAGGGCUGCCAUUGCCCAAAAUUCAUUGCGAAGAAAUCAAGCUACAGUUAAUGAUACAGCAACUGCUGAUGCCGGCCUCUCAGCAGCUAUUUCCAAAUUAUCAUCUAGUAUUAUGGGCGGGCCACCCACUUACACUUCGGACACAGUUCCCGCCACGGAAACUAGACCUUCAUCGUCUUCAAUUUCUAAGGAGGCAAAGAGUCGCCGGUUGAAAAAACUGCCCCAUGUUAAUGGACAUUCUCACACUACUUUGCAUGCCCCUCUGGAGCCCCGUAGCUCUGCGGCAGUGUCUACCAUCGAAAUGGAUGUUUUCGGUCCUGUUACUAACCCUUCGUCUGCGGUAAAGAAAUGGUCCGAGUCUGGGCCUAAGAAUAAUGGUCGCGAAGGUGAUAGCUCCCUUGACAAGAGCAGCCCCAACGGAGGCGUAACUUUGAAAGAGAUGAUUUCUGGAGAUGAUGAAGAGCUUGGGGCUUUGAUCAGAGGACCCCAGCGUGGGCGCAUGAGCGUUGGUCAAAUUCUUUCGGUGGCCAUCGCAGGUAGGGAUGAAGACGAUGUUAAUGGAGAACUCGAAGAAGAUGAAGAAAUUCAACCGAAGUAUCGUAGCUUUUCUGUUGCGGAUGCAUCCUCAUCGGAAGAUGAAAUCGAAGACGGUGCCUCCUCCGACGCAGUUCCCGAAACAGGCCGGCAAGCCUCUGUUCCUUUGGUGGCAUCUUCUAUCCCGCAGGAACAUCGAUGCGCUUCCCCAGCCAUGGGGUCUUCUGCCGCUGAUUUGAAGGUUGUCGUCUCGAAAGGCUCAGAACAGCCUGCAGGAGAUGAUGACCAUCCUGUAAACGGUGCCCUUGUGCCCGCUGCGCCUGAGGAAGAGUCCCAUGCACCUCCGAUUUCUCCCAAGCUCCCAACGAGGCCAGAACCCGAUUCACCCAUAGAAUCUUUUGAUGAGCCACAGCAGGCAUUUCAAACUCACAUAUGGUCGCCUCCUCCUCGCACCAAUGGUUUGCUCAAGAGGAUGAAGGGUAAAAGCGUGUCACUUUCCCCUCAGAAGCCUCGUCUGCAACCACCAAUGCUGUCAAGAAAUGGGAAAUUGAACGGAGUUUCAGAAGAAGCUGAUCCCGAGGCCCCGAAAAUCGCAUCUCAGUUGCCGUCCACGCAACUUACAGCAUUGAUGGAGUCUAUCGAUUUCGACAGCGCUCCAAAGCCUGUUUCCCCUACGCUGCGCCGGCAAUCCUUGGAUACCUGGGCGAUACUCAAACCCUCUUCUCCCAAUACUGAUGCCGAUUCAUCUAUGAAUUACGAUGAACUUGUUUCAAUGAAUUAUGAGGAACUUACAUCAAGUACUCGCAACGAUCGUCGUCUGGCCUCGCAGGUGACAACGCAACAAACCGCUGAAAGAGCCAGCCCAUCGGACUUUCAUGACUCCCAACCAACCGACGAUCCUCUGUUUCUUCCUUCGGAGUGUCAGCAUCCGUUUCCCUACUCUCAGUACCAAGCAGGGACAGAUGACCAAGCACUCGACGCCAACGAUUCAGAGGACGAAGAUGAGGUCGAGGCAACCGUAAAAUCAGAACGGGAUGUAACUGCCAGCUCGUUUCGUAGACUGACAGACAUCGGAAGUCAGAGGAACUUCUUUUCAAACCAACCGCUCGGGCGGCAAAAGGCAGCCUUUUCUCGUCUGACGCAGAAAGAUUUGUACGGCAACGAGAUAGACGAUGAUGAGUCUGAUUCUUCGGAUGGAGAUAGCGACCGUGGUACUGAAAAGACAUCUCAUAUUCCUCAGUCACGUCGAGCAGGAGCAAAGUAGAAUAUUUUUUCGGUAUUGUUUCUUGAGAAUGAAGCCAUAGUACUGUCCUGAUUCAUUUCUGACUCGUGCCCCAUCACAUGGCCUGGCUUUG
Guyanagaster necrorhizus is the source of this 2655-nucleotide messenger RNA. RefSeq lists its product as uncharacterized. The record is from RefSeq and is a predicted model, not a curated record. Lineage: Eukaryota; Fungi; Basidiomycota; Agaricomycetes; Agaricales; Physalacriaceae. Bases 255 to 2564 code for a protein of 769 amino acids. The transcript is spliced from 5 exons.